AUGAGAGCUGCCAAUGUGCUCUGUGGUCAGCUGAAGUGUGGGAGUGCUGUGGCUGUGUUGGGGUCAGACUGGUUUGGGGAGGGGAGUGGCCCGAUCUGGGCUGAUGUGUUUGAUUGUCAGGGAAACGAAAAACACCUGUCAGAAUGUCCCAUUUCAUCAUGGAGUCGAACUGCAUGCUCUCAUAAACAGGACACUGGUGUCAUCUGCAGUGGUUCAUCCCUGGAGUUUCAUGAGGGGCGAGUGCGGUUGUCUGGAGCGAUGGAGUGUGAGGGGGAGGUAGAGGUUUACUUCAUGCAGGACUGGAGGAGAGUUCUGAUGGACUCCUGGAGUGAGUCUGUGGCCUCUGUGGUCUGCAGACAGCUGGGCUGUGGCUCUGUGCUCAACGUCUCCAGCUCCUCUCCAUUCAGUCCUGAACACAGACACAUGUCGAACAGCUCCGUCAGGCUGGUUGGUUCUGGGGGAGACUGUGCAGGAAGGCUAGAGGUUUUCCACAGCGGCUCAUGGGGGACAGUGAGUGAUGAAUUGUGGGAUAUUAAGGAUGCGCAGGUGGUGUGUAGACAGCUGCAGUGUGGAGUGGCCCUCAGUGCUCCAGUACCAGCUUGGUUUGGACGUGGAACUGGACCCACAUGGCUGAAUGAGGUGGAGUGUGAGGGGAACGAGACGUCACUGUGGAACUGCAGAUUUCAGCUGUGUGGGGAAGAUGAGUGUGGACACAAGGAGGAAAUAGGAGUUGUGUGCUCAGAGUACAAAGAAAUCAGACUCACUGAUGGCUGUGAGGGGAAUCUUGAAGUGUUUUACAAUGGAUCCUGGGGUAACAUCUGUGUGAAGAGCGUUGACAAAGAAACUGCAAGUUUGGUUUGUCAAGAGCUGAACUGUGGAAGAUCUGGCAGCAAAUCCUGGGCCAAAGCAAGAGUUGAAUCAGCUUCUAACUGGCUGGAUGAUCUGAAAUGUAGGAAACAUGACUCCACUCUGUGGCAGUGUCCAUCUUCCCCCUGGGAACAGAAAAAGUGUGAUAAUCACAAUCAGGUGGCACAAAUUACCUGCUCAGAUCACCUGCCUCUCAGGCUGAGGGGAGGAAAUGGAAGCUGCUCUGGGAGGCUGGAGGUGUAUCAUAACGCUGAGUGGGGCUCCAUCUGUGAUAAUCUGUGGGACAUCAGGGAUGCUCAGGUUGUCUGCAGACAGCUGGGCUGUGGGCCGGCGCUGAGUGCUGAUGGGAGUUCUGUCUUUGGUGCUGGUGAAGGGCCUAUCUGGCUGAACAGAGUGAAGUGUAGAGGGAAUGAGAUUCACCUGUUGGACUGUCCUCAUUCCCUGAAGAACCACACUGACUGCUCCCACAGGCAGCACGCUGGAGUCACCUGUGCAGACGUAUCUGUGUCCCCUACAUUCCCUACAUCUACAAUAACCACCAUUUCCGUCACAGGUGGUCAGACAGAGAAGAGAACAACAUCUCCCUCACAAACACCAUUACCAGCUAUUCUGUCCAUCUCUCCAGUGGCUUUGCUGGUGCUGGGAACUAUGCUCUUCCUGGCCUUAGUGCUUCUUGUUGUGCUGUUUUACCAGAACAAAUUGCUCUGGAGAGUGCUCUCUAAGAAUGGGCAAAUGGUAUUAUAUGAAGGCCUGAGGAAGACGACUGAUGUAGUGUAUGAGGAGAUCAACCGUAGAUCUGUUAAUACAAGAAUGACUCAAAGAGGAAGCUUCGUCUCUGAAGUACAGAAUUCAGGAUAUGAGGAUGUGGAUGAGGGGCUUCUCUCAGAGAACAAGUUGGAGAUUUAUGAUGAUGCCAUGCCUACUGGAGAGAAUCCACACAUUACAGCAGCGUACACAUCAGAGAACUAUGAUGAUGUCAUCAGUCCUGGACAGGAUUUAGGAGAAGCAGCAAACUACGAUGAUGUGGUAGAACUUCCUGAGACAGAGGGAUAG
Molecule: messenger RNA, 1920 nt
Organism: Colossoma macropomum (tambaqui)
Lineage: Eukaryota; Metazoa; Chordata; Actinopteri; Characiformes; Serrasalmidae
Product: scavenger receptor cysteine-rich type 1 protein M130-like
Exons: 12
Coding region: 1-1920 (639 amino acids)
Cellular component (GO): membrane
Source: RefSeq, a predicted model, not a curated record